This is a messenger RNA of Neocloeon triangulifer, 3382 nucleotides long. It is a transcript of the gene stau, whose product is annotated as double-stranded RNA-binding protein Staufen homolog 2. The transcript has 12 exons. Bases 164 to 2368 code for a protein of 734 amino acids. NCBI's taxonomy places the organism in Eukaryota, Metazoa, Arthropoda, Insecta, Ephemeroptera, Baetidae. The record is from RefSeq and is a predicted model, not a curated record.
GCGGCCGCGAGCGGUGCUCUGGUGGCGCAGACGGGAGACGUCAACAGAAAACAUGGCCGCGUUCUGUUGAGGAUUUUCUUUGUGUUUGCCAAGUACAAUUUCACCAUUUUAGGCCAGAAUUCAAAUUGAGAUCAUUGAACGGGAGCACCGCCGAAGAAGGGAAAUGAUCCAUCCUGCAGUGUCUGUCCACCAGCUGCCCAGAAACCAGCAGCCACCGAACAACACUGGAAACAGGAUGCCGCACCACCAGAUGCCGAUGCGAAUGCCGCAGCCUCGCCUAGCUGUGCCGCAAUCACACCCUCACCUGGUGAUGGGUCUGCAGCCGUCUCCCGCAGGAGUGCAGAUGGUGCCAGUGGCCGCUCCCCUCGUGGCCGCCGCCGUCGUGUCGGCGCCCGAAGAGCCGCCACGGGCACCAGCAAUCGUCGUGGCCGCUCCCCAGCAGGUCACCAAGGCAGAGUCCGUCUCCGACGCGGCCGAGAGCGAAGCCUCCGACGAGGCGGCCUCUGCCUCCCAACUACCCAACUUGGCAAACACUAAAGAGAAGACACCCAUGUGCCUGAUCAACGAGCUGGCAAGAUUCAACAAGAUAACCCACCAGUACAGACUGACCAGCGAGACAGGCCCAGCACACAAAAAGCAGUUCACGGUUACGCUGCUGCUCGGCAGCGAAGAGUACACUGCGGAAGGCGCCAGCAUCAAAAAGGCGCAACACGCGGCAGCAGCCAACGCUCUGGUCAAGACCCGCUUUGAGCACCCUCCACCCAAGACGCAGCGGGUGCUCAAGGUGCAUAAAGCAAAUGUGACGCCAACCGUGGAGUUGAACGCAUUGGCGAUGAAGCGCGGGGAGCCGACCUCGUACACAAUGCUGGAGCCACUGCCCAGUCAGUUCCCGCCGGUCUAUCCGCGGGGUCUGCCCUACCAGCGCUUCCACUUCAACAAGCAGCUCGUGUACCCGCCGGCGCCCCCUCCCGUCUUCUAUGCCACUCUCAAGGUGGGCGAAAGGGAGUUCCCCGGACAGGGAAAAACUGCCCAGGCGGCUAAACAUGAUGCUGCCGCCAAGGCGCUUUUGGAACUGAAAGCUCUUCCGCUGCCCGAAAACAGUGGCCAAGAAAAUGGCCAGGGCAAGGAGGACGAAGAUGGGUGCAACCUGAAAUCGCCAAUUUCCCAGGUGCACGAGAUGGCUUUGAAAAGAAAUAUGGCUGUGACUUUUGAGGUGAUCAAAGAGAGAGGACCUCCGCACAUGAGGACCUUCCUAACCAGCUGCAAAGUGGGUGACAUAGUGACCGAAGGAGAGGGUAAUAGUAAGAAGACGUCAAAGAAGAAAGCAGCAGAAAAUAUGUUGGAUGAGCUGAAAAAGCUUCCUCCAAUGAGUCCCCCUGAAUUGGUGAUUCCGGUGAGAGCCAAAAAGAAGCAACCUGUAGUCAAGAAGAAGACGAGGAAUCUGAUAAAGGUUGCGCAGGAGCCCAAGGGCAAGCAGGAGGGAUUGGAGGAAAUCAAUCCCAUAUCUCGACUCAUCCAAAUUCAGCAGGCGAAGAAGGAAAAAGAGCCCGAGUACACUUUGGUUGAAGACAGGAACAACUCGAAAAGGCGUCAGUUUGCAGUCAUGGUGAGCGUGGGGGAGUUGUGCUGCACAGGCUACGGCCCCAACAAGAAAAUGGCCAAGAGGUCUGCCGCCGAAGCGAUGCUCAAAACGAUCAACUGCGGCGGCACCGAAACUCCUGCAGACCCCAAAAACAAAAAGGACAAAACCCGAAAGGUGAAGUUCCAGGACGAAGCCCUGGUGGAGUCGAAGGAGCCGCCAAGCCAGCCGGGGGGCACCAGUGGCCGCCAGCUGGUGCCCGGCUUGUUGCUGAUGACUGACGGAGCCGCGGCCAACGGCCAGGCGGGCGGCUCCGCAGUCAAAGGGGCGGCCAACCCUGUUUGCCAGACCACUGCCCUGAUCGCCAAGGAGCUGCUCAACUCGGGCAGCUCCCCAACGGCCGAGGCACUUGUCACUGCAGGAAAGAUUUCAGGCUCCGCUCAGAGCGGCCAAACCAGUCCUCCGGAGGCCGCGCCAGCCCCGGCCGCGGAGAUUAGUGCUGAGCAGGACGCGGCAGGUCAGGCAGCCAAGCCCAAGGAGCUGCUCAGCUAUCUGGCCAAGCUGCUCAAGUUCAGCGUUCAGUACACCGAUUUCCCGAAGGUGAACCAGAGCGAGUUCUUGAGUCUGGUGUCCCUGACCACAAACCCACCCCAAACUCAUCAUGGCGCAGGACCUACCAUUGAAGCCGCUCAGGAAAGGGCCGCCCACACUGCUCUGAGGGCUCUUUCCGAGUACGGAUUCAACACCGCCAACCUCAAUCUCAAGGAGCAAGAGAAAAACGAAAACUAAGCAAAAUUCAUUGUCCAGCGGAUGGCUCAACGAUGCGGCCAUGUAUCGCCCAACAAUGCAAGCCUCCAGUGCGGAGGUUUGCAUUGUUGUCCACCUACGCUAUCUUCUGUUCAGCAACCUAAACUAACAUUUGCUGUCUCGUGCUGCGCCUUUACUCAACUAAAGCAUUUUGUUGGCCUCGACGGAGGCGGCGGCCAGGCCCUGGAGGCGGCUCGCGCAGCAAGAGCCGCCCUCAGCCUCGAUUCUUCACUCAUGAAGUUCUCUGUGUCAAGCAUCUUGGUGUGUCCGACUAGUGUCGGUCCUGUGUACUCUUACUUAAUUAGCCUUUGUGUUCUUAGUUCUCAUUUGGGCAGAGUCACCCACGGACGCACCAUUUGUGUCAAACAAUGAGGAGACAUAACUUUCCCUCUUUUAUUAUCCUUUAUCAAGCUGCCAAUAACCGGUGCAGAUUUCUUUUUGACUUUUUCCUUAGCGGAUAAUUCAGUUUAUUUGAUUUUACCCUUAGGAGUUUUCACUUUUUUUCUGAAUUUUUACCGCACUUGUCUUCAUAGAAUUGGAUUUGAAUUAAUGACUUAGCGGACUUGGUGCCUCCAUGGGUCGAUUUUGGCACCCUUAGAAUGUAUUAACCUGAGGAGCGCGUUCCUCUCUGAUGAGAAAAAAAAGGAAAAUAUGUAGCUUGUUGGUUGUCGAGUAGAGCGACAGGGGUGGCGUCGCCGGCCGGCCCUUUGCAGCAGGCGUCGCCACCCAAAGUAUUAGGCCCGAGGGCCCUGCCAAGGACGGGGGCUCUUCUCCUUUUUGGCUCCAUACUUCUCACACAGUGAAUUUCAUGUUAUGUUUUACCUUUGAGCUUUUAGACCAGCAGAGAGGCCACCGCGCCAAUCUCAAACUUCCCGACCAACCAUUUAAAACUGCAAAGCUGGAAUCUAAUCAAAAAUUGUGGCCAAGAGAUUGGCGCUGGCCCUCUGCUCUCUUGCAUAGCUUCAAAAAUUAAAAAAAGGAAAUACUAUACCACGA